AUGAAUUGCAUCGAAGCUACAGCUAGCAAGGAUGUUUGGUGUGGCCCUGGAAUUGGGUUUUCAACUGAUGCUGCUGCUUCUGCAUCCAUGGAUUGUGCUGUGGCUAGGAAGAAUGUGUCUGCAAGAGGAAACCUUGAUGUGGUGGAGAGGGAGAGUUCAUCUUACUUUGGAAGGCGCCUUGUAAAUUCAGAAAGCUUCUCUUUUCUGAAUGAUGAAUUUGAUAUCUUCACAACUCGUCCUGGUUUAGACACAACUGCUAGAUUUCCACGUCCUUCUCCGGAUGAUCUCGCUGAGAUAAUGAUAAUGCGAGGAAGAAUGAUAAUGGGGGCACGAUUAAACUCACACGACCGAUUCAGAGAUUGGAGACUUGAUGUUGAUAACAUGUCAUACGAGCAAUUGCUUGAGCUGGGUGAGAGAAUAGGUCAUGUCAGCACUGGGCUCAAAGAAGAUGAGAUGAGACUCAACAUAAGGAAAGUUAAACUUUCAAGUUCAAAUGAGGCAGCAAAGCAUCCAGUAGACAAAAAUUGCAGUGUUUGUCAGGAGGAGUAUGAACCAAAUGAUGAACUGGGGAGAUUGAAGUGUGACCACAGCUAUCAUUUUCAGUGUAUAAAACAGUGGCUUGUGCAUAAAAACUUCUGCCCAGUUUGUAAGCAAGAAGUUGUGGUUCGACACUAA
This is a messenger RNA of Sphenostylis stenocarpa, 675 nucleotides long. The record is from the annotation of a GenBank genome assembly. Lineage: Eukaryota; Viridiplantae; Streptophyta; Magnoliopsida; Fabales; Fabaceae.